GCACCCCUACUAAUCUAUACUAAACGCGUAACGGUUGCUAUGUUUCAAUACACAUUCAAUUCGAAUGUUUGUUUUGAGUAGAUCGCAUUUAAUUUUUUUCAAUAUUUUUGCGAAUAAAACAGAAUUUUAAUAAUGGAUUUCGCAACAAAUACAGAAAAUGUGAACGAGGAGCUCGACUUAAUUGGUGAAAAUAAUCUUCUAGAAAUCAUAAAGGAUAUUUGCAGCGACUCGACCAGCAAGAUGUCUGUAAAAUUGAGGGGAAAAGUAAAUAGAAUUAUUGCAGAGACAGAUUUAAAGCAGCAUACGAGCUUGCACAGGGUCAGUACGGCCGAUGAGAGCACUGCUACGGUGCUAGGGUUCAUGCACCAAUCAGCUGCUGAACUAAGUUAUGAUGAGCAAGUCGAACUGAACCAGGCAAUCAUUUCCAAGAUAGAAAAGAGACUGCCAGCUAGCAUUACAGAGCUUGAGAAACUCAAAAAAACUCAAGAGAACUGUAAAAAUUUUAAAACGGAACAGUUGAAAGAGCUGAAAGACAGAGAUAGCCACCUAGAUAGAUUGCAGGAGCAGGAGAGUGAGAAGAUGGAGUUAAUGUUGGAAUGGCUUAACCAUCGUAUUCAUGGUGUAUCACAAUUCAGUUGUAAUUCUAGUGAACUCUUCGCUUUGAAGACUAAAAUUUCGAAUUUGAAGUCUAAAAUACUCCACCUGCAAAUGCUGCAGAACAUUUUCACUGAGACCAACCAGUCCAUAAAGUCUUACAGUGAAAUACACAAGGACCUAAAGGAUACAUUAAAAGAAACAGAAAAGAGGAUCAAGGAUUAUCAUGAAAUUAUAGAUAGAGAAUUUCAAUAGAACCAUGUGUCAGGUAUUGUAGGUGUUUUAUUUUUUGUUACAUUUAUCCCAUUAAUGAAGGGAUUGUAAUAA
This is a messenger RNA of Hyposmocoma kahamanoa, 921 nucleotides long. RefSeq lists its product as uncharacterized. The record is from RefSeq and is a predicted model, not a curated record. Lineage: Eukaryota; Metazoa; Arthropoda; Insecta; Lepidoptera; Cosmopterigidae. The transcript has 4 exons. The coding region runs from base 133 to 849 and encodes 238 amino acids.